AAAUAUAUCGCCAAAUAAAAUGUCAAGUAUAAAUUUUAAAAGUUUAGAAGAAUGUCUCGAAAAACAUAUACCGGCCGAUGAGUUGAAAGAAGUGAAGCGAAUUCUAUACGGCAGAUCAGAUGACAAUGUUCUGGAACUUCCCGCCGAAGCCAAAAAUAUUGCUGCGGAACAUGGCUUCGAGAUCAAAGGUUAUCGUAUUACCGCCAAGGAGGAACAAAUGCGUAAAACACGUCUUGUAAAAAUUGGUGCCAUACAAAAUUCGAUUGUACUGCCCACAACUGCUCCACUGGAGAAGCAACGUGAAGCCAUAUGGAAAAAGGUGACAACAAUGAUAAAAGCCGCUGCAGCGGCUGGUGUCAAUAUUGUUUGUAUGCAGGAGGCAUGGACCAUGCCAUUUGCUUUCUGCACCCGCGAAAAAUUCCCCUGGUGUGAUUUUGCCGAAGAGGCCGAACAUGGUCCCACCACUAAAAUGCUACAAGAACUAGCCAAAGCCUACAACAUGGUAAUCAUUUCGUCGAUAUUGGAACGUGAUAUGGAACAUGGUGAGACCAUCUGGAAUACCUCAGUUGUUAUAUCGAAUCGUGGUCGUUAUAUGGGAAAACAUCGUAAAAAUCAUAUACCACGUGUUGGCGAUUUCAAUGAAGCCACCUAUUAUUGCGAGGGUAACACUGGUCAUCCUGUCUUUGAAACAGAAUUUGGUAAAAUUGCCAUUAACAUCUGUUAUGGUCGCCAUCAUCCACAAAAUUGGAUGAUGUUCGGUUUAAAUGGUGCUGAAAUUGUGUUCAAUCCUUCGGCAACGGUGGGAGCGCUAAGUGAACCUUUGUGGUCAAUUGAGGCUCGUAAUGCUGCCAUUGCAAAUAGUUAUUUUACAGUUGCCAUUAAUCGUGUCGGCAAUGAAGAAUUCCCCAAUGAAUAUACAUCGGGUGAUGGCAAACCGGCUCAUAAAGUAUUUGGUCCAUUUUAUGGUUCCAGUUAUGUGGCGGCACCUGAUGGCUCGAGAACACCGAGCUUGUCACGUGAUCAAGAUGGCCUCCUUAUAACCGAAGUUGAUUUGAAUUUAUGCCGCCAAAUUAAGGACUUCUGGACAUUCCGUAUGACUCAGAGACUGGACUUGUAUGCCGAGUCAUUUAAACGUGCCUCACAAUUAGAUUUUAAGCCACAAAUUAUUAAAGAAUAGUUUAUAAAUAUU
Messenger RNA from Musca vetustissima, 1189 nucleotides. RefSeq names its product beta-ureidopropionase-like. Bases 20 to 1177 code for a protein of 385 amino acids. Lineage: Eukaryota; Metazoa; Arthropoda; Insecta; Diptera; Muscidae. The transcript is spliced from 4 exons. The record is from RefSeq and is a predicted model, not a curated record. Gene Ontology annotation, molecular function: beta-ureidopropionase activity.